This is a messenger RNA of Pieris macdunnoughi, 1272 nucleotides long. The record is from the annotation of a GenBank genome assembly. Lineage: Eukaryota; Metazoa; Arthropoda; Insecta; Lepidoptera; Pieridae.
AUGCUGUUUAAAUUGUGCAAGUCUUGUCAAUACUGCUUGGAGACACUAUAUUGGACAUGUUGCGAAGAAAGAUUUUGCUUUGAUAAAAAAAUAGCUACAUAUAAACUAGAAGACAACACUCUCUACACCAAUGGCUAUUCCAAUAUGGGUGCAAGUUUAGACAGUGUCAUUACACAACAACCGAUUAACAACAAUCAUUUACCCCCAACUGCUAUUAUUGGAAGAGAAAUCAAGGAAUUACCCUUGCACGCUGAUAAGUUGUACGAGGUCUUUUCAAAAUCAUUAAUAUUCAGAGACGAACAAGAGCUGAAAACAGGUAGCACGAAUACAUUAGAUGAAAUGGAAACUAAAUCUGAACCCGACUACUUAUCUGAUAAACCAAAUCGAACCAAAGUGUAUUUCGAAGAUGAAGUUGAUUCACCCGUAACAGAUUUCGAAAUAAUGUUUAAAGAUGAACUUUUGGCGUCAUAUGAUAUGUUUAAAAUAGAAGAGGAAGAAGAAGACACCAGAAGUCAAGACACCGAAGAAGGAUUAACUAUGAUAGCCAUUAAAAAGCAGGAUGUUAUCAAACCAAGCACCCUAACCUUGAAAGACGAGGUAAAAAUCAAAAACCAGCAUCCAGUUUAUGAGUACGACCCAGUUUCAGUAAUUACCCUUCCUUCAACCCUUGUGUUACCCAGAAUAGAAAGUGUUAAAGGAAUUCUUAGAACGAACAGUGCCAAAACUUUGGAUAGAAUUGAUAGUUCCAGCAAACUUAGGCCAAUGUUAAAUAGAGUGGAAAGUCUUAAAAGUAUUGACCCAAAUAAAAUUAAUAAGGUUUUAUCAAGGGUGCCACAUAGGAGUGCAUCAUUUUUGAAUAUCCCAGCUUACCUUACACCAGAGAAACCUCCCCUUAUUAAAAGCAAAUCGACGCUCGGAGUGCCAUCCCUUACUGAGAGUGAACUAAAAUUAAGUUCUUUGCCAGACACGCCGAUAAUUAAAAGUAAUAAUUUACCUAGAUUCUUUGCGGAUACACCACCUACUAUGCCAGAAUUUAAGGGAGAAAAUAGUUUACAAAGCAUUAAACAAAAAACCGCCCUUAUGUUUAAGGAAAAUGAUUACAGUAUGCCCAGGUAUUAUGGUACGGUUAAAUCUGCAGAAUUGUCUGAGAGCAAAUCAAUGCCUGAUUUAAGAAUUCCUAAUUCGACUGAUAAAGCAAGUAAGCGGCUAGUUAAGUUAAGAAGUAAGUUGAAGCCUUUGGUUAUACGAAAAAGCUCUGAAGAAAGACUGUAG